AUGUCAUUUGUGAAAGUUACCCUCCGUAAUCACCCUACUGACAGAGAAUUGACAAGUAACUUUAGUAGCAAGGACUCUAUAUAUGAAGUUCUCAAGCUGGCCCACAUGACUCACAGUUCCGUGAUAGGCAUGGAAGCACUGAUUUUGUCUCUACCGGUGUCUCAACUUCCUCCCCUUCUGCCUCAACCGGCGUUACCUCCGCCUCUGGUGAUUCUACCUCAACCGGUGUCUCAACCUCCAAUGAUUUUGCCUCUACCAAUAUCUCAACCUCCACUGACUCUACCUCAACCGGCCUCUGUCUCAACGAGUAUCUCAACCACUGGUAAUUCUGCCUCCACUCACUGUCUCAACCUCCAAUGUCAGUCUUCUUCAUCUUCUUCUCUCCUCUUCCUAUCCUCUCUCUCUGUACUCCUCGAUCUCUCUCAUCUAUCUCUGCGUCGCACGCAAACGGCUAAACGCGAACCUAUCGCUCCCAUCACCCUUGAACUCAUCCUUCCUCUCUCCGUUAUCCAUCUCACUCCCUCACCUCCGUCCAUCGCCCGCCGCCGUCGCCGAAACGAGCUUCGAAGCCACCGUCGUUAUCGUGCAGCUCUGUUCCACCAUCGCGCAGUUCGGUUCCAUCGUCGCCGGGCUUGCCUCCUUUUUCCGUCGAGCAGCUCUGUUCCAUCGUCGCCGGCGCUAUCUCUGUUCCACCUGUCAUCCCUUCGGUCGUUCCCUUGUCCCCCUCUUGCUCAGGAUCUGCUCUGCUCUGUUCUAGGGCUUCUAGCUUCUAGGCUGUGUUUGAUGAGGAUGAGGAAGAUAAAUACAAGGAAAGGAAUCCGGGAAAUAGUUUGAAGAGAAAAGAGAGUGGCGGUGGAGGAAGAGGUUUGUGAUCCCCAUUUCAUACUUGAACCAACCUUCAAUCCAAGACUUGUUGAGCCAAGCUGAGGAAGAGUUUGGAUAUGAUCAUCCUAUGGGAGGUCUAACAAUUUCAUGCAGUGAAGAUGUCUUCCAACAAAUCACCUCUCACUUGAAUUGACGAUGAAUCGCAUGCUGCAGGAGACUGACAUAGAUUAGUACACACAUUUUGUACAAUAGGUUACUUGUAAAGAUUACACAUUUUUUAAAGUAAAUGAAAGAAGA
Arachis stenosperma is the source of this 1122-nucleotide messenger RNA. RefSeq lists its product as uncharacterized. NCBI's taxonomy places the organism in Eukaryota, Viridiplantae, Streptophyta, Magnoliopsida, Fabales, Fabaceae. The record is from RefSeq and is a predicted model, not a curated record. Bases 1 to 834 code for a protein of 277 amino acids. The transcript has 3 exons.